This is a messenger RNA of Pyricularia grisea, 2395 nucleotides long. RefSeq lists its product as uncharacterized. Lineage: Eukaryota; Fungi; Ascomycota; Sordariomycetes; Magnaporthales; Pyriculariaceae. Bases 634 to 1974 code for a protein of 446 amino acids. Gene Ontology annotation, molecular function: 1,3-beta-glucanosyltransferase activity. Gene Ontology annotation, biological process: fungal-type cell wall (1->3)-beta-D-glucan biosynthetic process. Gene Ontology annotation, cellular component: cytoplasm; fungal-type cell wall. The transcript is spliced from 3 exons. The record is from RefSeq and is a predicted model, not a curated record.
UCGGUGUCGGCAGGGGGAAACAACUACUAAGGGCUUAGUUCCCGCAGAGCUAUUUUAUACUGUGACGCCAAGUACCUCUGGGCUUUCUUGCUGCACUACACCACGGCUCUUGGAGUGUCUUGGUGGUACAUUUUAGAUUCUUGGAGUAGGACCCACCAAUCUCGGUCUUGAAGGUGCCAAGACACCAAGGAGAGCAGGAGGCAUGGAUAUCGACACAAACCCACCACCAGGUCUUCCCUCGACCUGCCUUGGUUCUUGGCUGGUUUGGAUUCAAAACUGGCGUCCUCCACUCGCUUAGGGACAUUCCUUUUUAUCCUCCCUCUCCUUGUUUCCUCCAUCCCACUGGUCGCUUUUUGUUCUCGAUCGUUUCUUCAACUUUUAACCUCCCCAAAAUCACGUCGACUCACUCGUUCUGUCGACCUUUUUUUUUGAAACCCAUCUUUUUUUUUUUGUCUAGUUACUCUCUUUGUAAUUCUUCCCGUCGGGGCUUUUCUUGACUCUCUCUCAUAUUGCUUGAGCCUACAACCUUUUAUAUCCAACACUAAACCCGCCGAAUUCGAGGGCCCGUGCCAACUUUCACCCCGCGAUAGCAAAUAGCUUUUACCCGACGCUUUUAAUCUCAGCUUCGCGAUCAUGAAGUCUGCUAUCUUCGCCUCAGUCCUGGGGGCUGCUGCCAUUGUCCAGGCCUCCCCUCAGCCUCUCCAGAAGCGUGCUCUUACCCCCAUCACUGUUAAGGGCAAUGCCUUCAUGCAAGGUGACAAGAGGUUCUUCGUCCGCGGUAUUGCAUGGCAGCCUGGUGCGUCUGCUGGAAACAAGGACCCUCUCGCCGACACCAAGAUUUGCAUGCGCGACUUGGAGAAGUUCAAGAAGCUUGGUGUCAACACUGUCCGUGUCUACUCGACCGACAACUCCGUUAACCACAAGGAGUGCAUGAACGCCUUUGCCGAGGCUGGCAUCUACCUGGUGCUCGAUGUCAACAACCCAAAGUACUCGAUCAACCGUGAGAAGCCUAUCCCUUCGUACAACGCCGAGUACCUGCAAAGCGUGUUUGCCACUGUCGAGGAGUUCGCUCAGUACGACAACACCAUGGCCUUCUUCUCGGGUAACGAGGUCGUCCACGACGAGAAGGAGAGCACCCUGGCCGCCCGCUACGUCAAGGCUGCUACCCGUGACAUGAAGACCUACAUGGCCGAGCGCAAGCUGCGCCAGGUCCCUAUCGGCUACUCCGCCGCCGAUGUCUCUCAGAACCGCAAGCAAACCGCUGAGUACUUCAACUGCGGAACUGACGACGCCCGCUCCGACUUCUUUGCUUUCAACGACUACUCGUUCUGCUCAUCUGACGUCAAGACCGCCGGUUGGGAUGUCAAGGCCCGCAACUUCAGCGACUACGGUGUCCCUAUCUUCUUGUCUGAGUUCGGCUGCAACCUGAACGAGCGCAACUGGGGUGAAGUCAAGGCUCUCAUGACUGACAAGGAGAUCCUUGCCACUUGGUCGGGUGGUCUUGUUUACGAGUACACUGAGGAGGAGAACAACUACGGCAUUGUCAAGAUUGACGGCGACAAGGUCGAGGAGUUGUCUGAGUUCGAGCCCCUCGUCAAGGCUUUCAAGGACUACCCCGCCCCGACCGACAUGGCUGGUGCCCGCUCUGAGGACCGCAAGAGCGAAUGCCCCAAGGAGGACGACCACUGGCUUAUCGACACCGACAAGCUGCCCAAGAUGCCCGAGGACGCCAAGAAGUACCUCAAGGACGGCGCCGGCAAGGGCCCUGGUCUGAACGGCCCCGGCUCGCAGAACUCUGGCCCCGAAAAGGUCGAGGAUGCUGAGAACGGUUCCGGAUCCGGUGGCCGUGCCGAUGGUACUGGUGCCUCGGCUAGCAACCAGGGUAGCAACAACAACGCUGGCGAGUCGAACAAGGUCUCAUUUCUGAUCGCAGGCUCCGUUGUUGCUUUCACUAUCUUCAGCAACGUUUUGUAAGCGUUCUUGGAUGAAGCGUUGCAUUAAAUAAGGUUUUUUUUUUGUUGCGUUGGGAAAGGUUCAGAGGGACAAACAAGACCUCGAGUCGAGCGGCUGCAAGAGCUGAACGGAAUGAACCCUGGACCGUUGUGUUUGUGUUAUGUAUAAAGUUACAAUAUUCUAUCGGCGGCAUUGGAUCGGCAUCCUUGCAUAGCCCCCCUCUCGAGCUUCCCAGAUAAAAGGGAGAGAUCAAGAGACCACGCAUAAACUUUUUUUUUCUUUUCUCAUGACCAAAAGAUCCUUGGCGCAAUGGCUUGCUUGUUUUAUGAUUUUUUUUUGCUGCUUUUCUGAGUCUCAAUGAGCUUAUUACAUAAUAGCAGAUUUUCUAGACCUAAUCUUUAUUUGAUCGCAUUGGCCUUGAUGGCUAUGGGUGGCUUUCAGC